AUGGCCGAAGGUCCAGAAGGUCUACGUCUCACAGAAUUCGUAAGGAGACCCGGUUUCGGCAAGGAAGGAAAACCUGUCCGCGUUAGAGCCAAUUUCUUUGAAGUAACAUCACUUCCAGAAAGCAACGUCAUUCAUUAUGACGUGUCCAUUACUCCCGAAGUGCCUCCUGCGCUGAAUCGCAAAGUAUACGAACAAUUUGAAAUCCAUAAUCGGAGUGGUGCCCUUGGUGGUGCUAGACCGGUUUAUGACGGCAAAAAAAAUAUGUACUCGCAUAGGCCGUUGCCUUUCGGUGAUGCAGCCGCCUUUGACCUUGAAUUAAAUGAAUUACAGGUAACUCUGCCCGAGGAUGCCAACAUUCCCUCCGCAAAACGUAGUAUUCGUGUAUUCAAAAUAAAGAUUAGGAAAGCUGCGGAAAUCAACAUGGAACAGCUUCUUGCUUUCCUAAAAGGAAAAAAUGAAUCAACUGCUAACUGCUUGUCAGGAAUAAUGGCUCUUGAUGUGCUAAUUAGGCAUCGUCCAUCAAUGGAACAUGCCACCAAAGGUCGUUCUUUUUUCACGCCUCAAGGCGCCCAACUCUUGUUUGGAGGUGUGGAGGUAUGGCAGGGCUAUUAUCAAUCAGCUCGUCCCACUCAAGGUCGAAUGCACAUCAAUAUCGACCUUAGCGCCACGGCGUUUUACGAAGGUGGUAACUUAGUAACAAAUGUUGUCAAGAUGCUUGGAAAAAGAUCUCCGGAUGAUCUUCGAAGAGGAAUCAACGAUAGAGAUCGCGCGAAACUUGAUAAAUUGCUAAAGAAUUUAAAGGUCAGAGUUGUGCAUCGUGGCGAAGUCAAUGCUAAGCGCCGAUACCGUAUCACAAAAUUGACUCCGAUGCCGGCAAAUCAAACAAACUUUACGAGCAGCGAAAAUGAAGUUACGGAUGUGGCGAGUUACUUCUAUAAGACUUAUAAUCGACGCUUAACUUUCCCAAAUCUUCCUUGUGUGGUCGUCAGAAGAGAGGUGUUUCUUCCCAUGGAAGUGUGCGAAGUGAUCGAGGGACAAAGAUAUAUUCGAAAGCUCAAUGACAAGCAAACAGCGGAUAUGAUCAAAUUUACUUGUCAACCCCCACAUCUUCGUGCAAAUAAAAUUCGACAGGGUCUGGAUAUUUUAAAUUAUCGCGAAAACGAUUACAUGAAACAAUUUGGAAUGAAAGUUUCAAACGAAAUGACUGUGGUUGCAGCCAGGGUACUUCCAGUUCCUUACCUGCAGUACCACCCCACUUCUCGAGAACCAAGCAUUCAGCCAAAAGAGGGUGCUUGGAAUCUUCGAGAUAAAAAAGUCGCAACCGGAACUAAACUUGGUUCAUGGGGCGUAUUGGCCUAUGGUCGAGAAAGCGAAAUACCCAUGCAAUCAAUAAGGAAUUUCAUUAGAGAACUCGUAGUGACAUGCCAAGAUACUGGAAUGAAUAUUCCCAAUAACAACCCACCCAUCAUGCAUGUUAACCCCCAGGGUGAUGUUGAAGGGGACCUAAAAACUGCCUGGCUUCGCGCGGGAAAUCUCGCUAAAGCACAACCUCAGUUGUUAGUAUGCAUCUUACCGAAUACUGGCGUCCCUCUUUAUGCAGAAAUCAAGCGUGUCAGUGACACAGUUAUAGGGGUCGCAACGCAAUGUAUUCAACAAAGACACAUGAUGCAAGCAAAAAAACAAUAUUGUGCAAAUGUGUGUCUAAAAAUGAAUGUAAAACUUGGCGGAAUGAAUUCGUAUUUGUUGCCGGAGCAAAUUCCGUUUAUCGCUGAGCGGCCCACCAUUCUGAUGGGUGCUGAUGUCACACAUCCUGGUCCUGGUGACAACGUACGGCCAUCAAUAGCUGCUCUUUGUGCCUCCAUGGAUGCCAAAGCUUCUCGAUACGCGGCCGCAAUCCGAGUACAGAGCGGACGAGUUGAAAUAAUAGCAGAUUUAGCUAACAUGGUUAAAGAACUGCUCAGAACUUUCUAUCAGACCUGUGGUAGAAAGCCUGAACGUAUUCUAUUCUAUCGGGAUGGUGUAUCAGAAGGACAAUUUCUUCAAGUAUUGAAUGAUGAAAUAAUGAAUAUUCGAGCGGCAUGCCAAACCUUGGAUGUUAAUUAUAAACCGACCAUCACAUUCGUCGUUGUACAAAAACGACAUCACGCAAGAUUCUUCCCAAUGGAAAAACGGGAUGCUGACCGUACUGGUAACUGCUUACCAGGAACAAUAGUCGAAAGCCAAAUAACGCAUCCAUUCGAAUUCGAUUUUUACUUGCAAAGUCAUGCUGGUUUGCAAGGGACAUCGAAACCAGCUCAUUAUCACGUCUUAUAUGACGAAAAUAAAUUCACUAGCGAUUCGUUACAAACGUUAUCGUAUAAUUUAUGUUAUAUAUACGCUAGAUGCACACGAGCCGUUUCUUUGGUGCCACCUGUUUAUUAUGCAGAUUUGGUCUGUAAUCGAGCUCGCUUUCACUCACGUGGUGAGCAUUGGUCGGACACAGAAUCAUCCGAGGAAGGAACAGGAGCAGCAGCUUCGUACGGGACUGUAAAACCAGAAUUAUCAAAG
Molecule: messenger RNA, 2547 nt
Organism: Ambispora gerdemannii
Lineage: Eukaryota; Fungi; Glomeromycota; Glomeromycetes; Archaeosporales; Ambisporaceae
Source: the annotation of a GenBank genome assembly